Messenger RNA from Pestalotiopsis fici W106-1, 1974 nucleotides. RefSeq lists its product as uncharacterized. Bases 1 to 1974 code for a protein of 657 amino acids. NCBI's taxonomy places the organism in Eukaryota, Fungi, Ascomycota, Sordariomycetes, Amphisphaeriales, Sporocadaceae. The transcript has a single exon. Gene Ontology annotation, molecular function: NAD+ kinase activity. The record is from RefSeq and is a predicted model, not a curated record. Gene Ontology annotation, biological process: NAD+ metabolic process; NADP+ biosynthetic process.
AUGGCGGGAUUAGCAGUCACAUCGCCUACAGCGAUCCACCCAGCCCUCAGCACAGGCACCACAACCAGCUCGCCUAGCACUGCUGGAACCAGCCAAAGCAGCAAUCUGACCGCCGGCGGGGCAACGUUCAAGUCCGACAUUGCUACUGAUACCACUGAUGGUACCAAUAAUAAAUCGGCAUCCACUACCACCAAUACCACCACUGCUGCUAUUACUACUUCAGAAUGUCCGCCCGGAUUCCCACCUCAGUCCCUUCCCGACAACAACAACUCCCCCUCCACUUUUGCAUCCUCACAAAUUACCCCCUUCUACCCGAUUGAUCCGCCUCUGAAUCACAACAUCAGCAAUGCCGAGCGGGACGGCGUCCUGCCUGGGCCAUCUGCUUUAGGCCUGUCCAGCCCAAUCUCCGUUGCCGGCGAUCCGGUCCCCGAUCCGGUUCCUACUUCUAUGCGUGGACAUCGCAAGAGCGCCUUGUCCAUUGAGUCCAUUCCACGCCAGACUAUUAUGAAAGCUUUGGCUUCCGUUGCUCGCAACAACAAACCUGAAGCCUUGUCCUUGCCCGGCAUGUUGUCCGCACACUCAGGCGCCGAGGCCCGCCCCUCAUCCUCUUCGUCGCAGCGGCUGGCCGACGCGCUGAAUGAGCUCGCUAAUCGCAACACGCCCACAACGGCUUUUCCUGCCCUGCAGUCGCCUUGCUUUUACCACCAACGCUUCGAGGAUGCCGUGGAUAUCGACAAAGUCUUGGAGGAGAUCAAGAAUGACGAUUGGAUGUCGCAUUCCCGGCUGGUUCAGACAGCCACGGGUGUGCGCGAGGUCUCAAAGCAGCUGCAGCGCAGACCUAUCCGGCGCGCUGUGCGCAAUGUUAUGAUUGUGACCAAAGCCCGCGACAAUGAAUUAGUCUUCCUCACAAGAGAAUUGACUAUGUGGUUGCUAAGGACGCCACGCUACGGAUCUGACAUUGGCGUUAACGUUUACGUCGACGCUAAGCUGCGGAACUCUAAGCGUUUUGGCGCCGCCAGCAUCGUCGAGGAUGAUCCACGCUUCAGCUCAAAACUCCGCUAUUGGUCCCCGGAUCUUUGCUGGAGCCAACCAGAGAAGUUUGAUCUCGUGCUCACCCUUGGCGGUGAUGGCACAGUUUUGUUCACAUCAUGGCUGUUCCAGAGGAUCGUGCCGCCCGUCCUGUCCUUUAGCCUGGGCAGCUUGGGAUUCUUGACGAGCUUCGAGUUUGAAAAGUACAAGCAUCACCUGAAUCGCAUCAUGGGCGAUGAAGGCAUGCGCGUCAACCUUCGUAUGCGUUUCACAUGCACCGUCUAUCGGGAUGGUGCAUCAGGCAACGAAGUGGAGGAAGGCGAGCAAUUCGAGGUUCUCAACGAGCUUGUCAUUGACCGCGGCCCUUCCCCUUACGUCUCAAACCUGGAGCUGUACGGAGACAAUGAGCUCUUGACCGUCGUACAGGCAGACGGAUGCAUCUUCUCUACGCCGACCGGCUCAACUGCAUACUCACUUUCCGCCGGUGGCUCGCUCGUGCAUCCCGACCUUCCGGCCAUUCUCUUGACGCCCAUCUGCCCUCAUACCCUCUCCUUCCGGCCCAUGGUCCUCAGUGACACCAUGCUGCUACGUGUGUCUAUCCCUCGCAACUCCCGCGCCACGGCCUACUGCGCCUUUGACGGCAAGGGCCGUGUCGAGCUGAAGCAGGGUGACCACGUCACCAUCACGGCGUCGCAGUACCCCUUCCCCACCGUCAUGGCCACGGGGACUGAAUGGUUCGACAGCGUGUCGCGGACGCUGCAGUGGAACACGCGGGCUGCCAUGCAAAAAGGAUUCGAGAACAACAAGAACGGCCACGCUGGUGCCGCCAAGGAGGAGGAGGAACCCGAGUGGGAUAUUGACACGGACUCGGCCUGCUACGCCAGCGAGGAGGGUAGCAUCAGCGCGAGUCCCCUCAGGAGACAGAUGAGUCUCCUCGGCAUGUAA